Molecule: messenger RNA, 2877 nt
Organism: Parathielavia appendiculata
Lineage: Eukaryota; Fungi; Ascomycota; Sordariomycetes; Sordariales; Chaetomiaceae
Exons: 4
Coding region: 1-2877 (958 amino acids)
Biological process (GO): regulation of DNA-templated transcription; DNA-templated transcription
Molecular function (GO): DNA-binding transcription factor activity, RNA polymerase II-specific; DNA binding; zinc ion binding
Source: RefSeq, a predicted model, not a curated record
AUGGCCGCCAACUACUGGCCGCAUACCACAUAUGCCGGACCGCUCCGGCAAAGCCAGGGAGACUACGCCGCAGUUCCCGCCCCGCACACGACCCCCAUGCAUUCCUGCGUUAUGGGCGGCAAGGAUCUUGCCGCCCCGUCGGCAUUGCGGAGGCACAACUUACCCACAGCAAUAACUACUACUACUACUGCGCCAAGCACGGAUUCAAUUGCGGGAACGGUCGGCCCAGGAGGAGAACAUUCUGUCACGGUAAAUCGGGAGGAGAAUGACCUGGAUGCUGUUGGCCCGGCACCUGCUCCCGUCUCGCAAAAGCCGAUCCGCCGCCGGAUGCGCAUGAUCACGUCUUGUCUCGAGUGUAGACGGCGAAAGCUCAAGUGCGAAAAGAAACAGCCAUGUCACAAUUGCAAGAGGUUCCAGCGGGAGUGCGUGUACCUCGGGCCCAACCUCGACGAGGCCAGCCAACAGCGGCUGACCGAAAUAAAAGAGAAGGUGGGAUCCCUUGAGCGGCAACUGGAGAGGGAUGUGGCCAAAGGGGCGACUUGCCGCCGCAGUGGCAGCCCAAGCCGGGGCGGCGAUGGUAGCCAGUCCCAUCAGCAGCGCUUUGUCGCAGACGAUGUCGAGGACGAGCUCGGCGAGGAGCGCGACCUUCAGAUCACGCCAAUGGUGGCCCUUGACCUUACCUACGACGACUAUUCCGAUGGCAAUGGGACCGACGAUCUCAUCGAUCUGGGAGUUCGCGUUGGAAAGAUGAGAAUAACGGAGCGCAUUGGAGGCUUAAACAGGCCGCGCAUUUCGGAAGAGAUCCAAGCUGGAAUUGCCGACAGCCGCCAACCUCAAUCCCAUAUGUACGCUACCUCUAGCGGGUAUGCGUCCGACGAAAUGCAAGAAGCUCUCGAGCUCCCUGAUUUUCUCAGGCCUGGAGACUCAUACCUCGCCCCUACCAGCGGCUUCUUUUUUGGACAAUCGGGCGAGUCGCCUUCUUUUCUCAGCCUGUUGCCGUCGCCUGAGUUCGGCGACAGGCUAAUGCGCCGCUACCUCGAGGCUGUUCACCCCAUCGCCCGCUGCCUCCAUCGGCCGUCUUUCGAGGGACUAUAUCAUUCGUUCUGGGAUGAUGUGAGGCAGAACAUUGAGCCUCGCCCCUCGGUCCAGGCUGUUGUGUUUGCGGCCUGGUUCGCUGCCGCCGUCAGCGUGGAUGACGCCUUUUGCCGGGACCAGCAAUGCGGCAAGGCCCAACUGGUGCUCCACAUGAAGAUCGGGACAGAGACUGCGCUCAGCAAGGCGGGAUUCCUGAGUACAACGAGGUUCGAAACCCUCCAAGGGUUUGUUAUGUACUUGCUUCCACUAUGCCGAGACGAGGUGUCCAGAGCACACUCGGUUCUUGUUGGCGCCGCCGUCCGGAUGGCCGAGUGCAUGGGCCUCCACCGUGACGGCUCGGCCUACGGCCUCAGCCCUCUGGAGACACAGGUCCGUCGACUAGUUUGGCACCAGCUAUGCUUCCUCGACAUCCGUACAUGCGAGGCGCAAGGGCCGAAACCGGCAAUACGGCGCGAAGACUACGAUACCAAGAUGCCGCUAAACUGCGAAGAGGACCAACUGACGCCGCAGACAACCGUAUGGCUGGCACCUGCGGAAACCUGGACGUCGAUGCUCCUGUCGAUCAUGCGGUUCGAGAUCAACGAGAUGAUGCGCAAUAUCUGGGCGGACCGCCGCAAGUUGGAACUGCGAAAGACGACGUUGACCGCCAUGCUCAGCAGGGUUGAGAACUUCCGCAAACGAAUGCUGGAGAAGUACAACAGAAUGCUCAACGACCGCGUACCGAUACAGAAGUACGCAAAGCUCGUCAUGCAACUGCUCAUCUUUCGACUGCAUGUCAUGGUGCUGCACCCGUACCACUCCAAUACGGCGAACCCGCUGCCCGACAAGUUGAAUGGAUUGCUGGUCACCAGCGGCGUCCUGAUCAUUGAGAUUGCCAUCCGGCUCGAGUCCAACCCCCUGUUCCGAGAUUGGGCCUGGUACCUUGGCGCUUACCAGCAAUACCAGAUUGCCCUGCUGCUGGCAACAGAGAUAUAUUACCGGCCCAACCACCGGGAUGCUCAGCGUAUAUGGCCGUGUCUCGACUGGGUCUUCCAGCUGGACCCUAAUGUGCCGCGUGAGCAAAAGAUCCUGCAGAUUCUGACGGAGAUAGCGAACAAGACGAACAUCUACAUGGGAUUGCGCAAGGUCCGCGCACCAACCACAAUCAACAGGGCCGUUCCCGGGAAGCAGGCUGUCAAAGAGUCGCCUCCGCGGUCGGCCCCUGAUCCGCUGCCCCUUCCGGCGCCGCCCCAGGGGCCAGAUCUAUUCCACCAGGGGCCGCAGGUCCACCACACAGGUGCCGGGAUGGUUCCGGGACUCAAGACAGAGCCCAUUGUCUAUCCUUCUCAGAUGCCAGGGACUGGUCCUGCGGUACCAACAUCCCUGCCCGGCCCCAUGAACGGCGCCCUUGUGGCCCCUCCCCCUCUACCACCGUCCUCUGUGGCCAUGGGCAUGAUGAUACCCCCUUCGCAGCAGAGCCAGCUGCACCAGCUGAGUUUUGCUCCGCCACAUCAAAUGGUGUUUACCGGCGUGUCGAACGGCGAGGCCCUGUGGAGCUUGCCGCCGCGCAAUAACGGCCCCGGCAGUCCCGAGAACAGCAGCGACGGCGGCAGUGUUGUGGGACAGCCGCAGGCGCAUGGGAAUAUACCAGGGCCUACUGGGCAGUCGGUCCCAGGGAUGAAUGUCAUGGAGGGACUUGACUGGGAUAAGAUUCAUGAGCUGUUUCCGACCGAUCCCCAAACAGGCCAGCUCAGCUUUAAUCCGUUUGCUGAUUCCGGGAUGGGCCAGCAGGGGUCGUGGUAG